Rotaria sordida is the source of this 717-nucleotide messenger RNA. The record is from the annotation of a GenBank genome assembly. NCBI's taxonomy places the organism in Eukaryota, Metazoa, Rotifera, Eurotatoria, Philodinida, Philodinidae.
AUGCAUAUUUUCAAAAUUGUUACUCUAUAUCUUACAGUAACAUAUCAUAGUUAUGGACAGGCAAGUAGCAAAAAGGGAGCGAAUGCAUAUUCAACAGAAGUUUUGGCAUGUUUUUCUGGUGAUUCAUCGGUAAUGUUAACAAAUGGGGAACGGAAACAAAUCAGUUAUCUUCAAACAGGUGAUGAAAUUCUGACUGUUGAUCAUUUGAAAAUAGUUCCUACUGAAAUGGUUAUUAUGUUGGAUAAACAAAGAUCAAAACAAGCUCAAUUUUAUACAUUCGUAACUGAUUCGGAUCAUAAAAUAAGUUUAACAGGUCUUCAUUUACUACCGAUUAUUUCGUCAAAUAAAAAAAUUAAUUACAUUGCGGCUCGAGAAGUUCAAUUGGGUGAUCAACUUUAUGCUUUAGUUAAUGAUCAUAUAGAAUCUUCACCAAUUAGAAAUAUAACUAUUGAAAUAAAACAAGGAUAUUUCGCUCCAUUAACAUUGGCAGGAACUUUAUUGGUAAAUGAUGUUUUGGCAAGUUGUUAUGCAUCAGUAAAAAGCCAUCAAUGGGCACAAAUUUCUAUGAUUCCAUUUCGUUGGUAUUAUAGAUUAGCUCGUUUUAUUUCUGUCAAUGAUCCAUUUGAUAAUAAUCGGACAGAUGGAAUACAUUGGACUGUGCAGAUUAUUUAUCAACUGAUAAGCUAUAUUCAAUCAUUGACAUUACAAAUUUUAUAA